Messenger RNA from Symbiodinium natans, 252 nucleotides. The record is from the annotation of a GenBank genome assembly. Lineage: Eukaryota; Dinophyceae; Suessiales; Symbiodiniaceae.
AUGGGCAAGAAACGCACGGAGUGCGCCUACGUCAAAUCUGACAUCACUGCCGCAUGCCCAGCAACGAAGCGUGAACCUCUUGACUUUGACAGAAUAGGGGUUUUGCUAGAGGCUCAGUCCAAAACCGAGGUGCUUCCCCUUGGCGAGCUGAGCGAUUAUGAGAAGACGCGACUAGAGGAGGUUAAGACGCAGCUGAAGUCGGAGAUCGACAGCGGCCUGAAAUAUGCAGAGGAGAACAGCCUGGCAGACUGA